GUGCUAAGGGGAAUUGUGGGGGCGGAGAUGUGAACUCUUUUUUUCAAUACUCUAUUUUUUUUUCCUGAUCGAUGUAAUGAAUAAAGUACCCUUCUCUUCAGUUGGACUAAAACCGAAGCGGAGAGGGCGAGAGUGUGGAAGAACGGCGUCGUUCUCAUCGGCCGACCGAUGUUACCCGCAAUCAAAUUGCAGGCUCUGAACCUUCCAAAACCUUUGGUUUCCUCACGUCGUAGCCACAAUAUCACUAAGAGCCUUCCAUCACAUCGUCCUUCGGAUCUCCGGCAGCCCGUGCUUCGGUUCUCAUCGCUGUCUCUCCAAUCCGAGAAUGCCUCUGCAUCUGGCCCCGCACCUUCUCGUCUCACGUCGUCCGUCGGGUCUCCUCCUUCGGCUCAUCUGGUGCAGUGGAACCUCACGCACCGGCACAUCCUAAUAUUGAAUGCCAUUGCGUGCACGGUAGCCAUUUCAGCAUCCUGGCUCUUUUUCUCUGCAAUUCCGACUCUUCUGGCUUUUAAGAGGGCUGCUGAGUCACUAGAGAAGUUGCUGGAUGUCACCAGAGAGGAGCUCCCAGAUACAAUGGCUGCUGUGCGGUUAUCUGGAAUGGAGAUCAGUGACCUAACCAUGGAGCUCAGUGAUCUGGGCCAGGAGAUAACACAGGGUGUUAGAAGGUCCACACGAGCUGUUCGAUUGGCGGAGGAUAGGUUGCGUCAGUUGACAAACAUUGUUCCAAGAGCAUUAAUGCAGGAGCAAACCAAUCCAAGGACAGAGACAAUGGGACCAGUGAUAGCUAGAACAGCUAGGGGCCUACGUGAAGGAAUUGUCAAGGGGCGUGCAAUCUUGCAAACUUUCUUUAGUGUUGCACAAUUUUUCAGGCUGGCCUUGAACUUCUUCACUGUGCAAAGACAGAAGCGGUUGAAAGAUAUAUGAUGUUCCGAUAUGCUUCAUGGUGGUCACUGUGAUCUUUGUUGUGUACAUUCUUUUCCUUUAUCUUUCUUUUUUCCUCCUUUUUGUGUAUUUCUGGCUGGGGUUUAUUGUUAGUUUUUAUUUUCUUCCGGGAGCCAUCUGUAAGAUACCUUGGAUUCAAAUGAUGAGCGAGGAUUCUUUCCUAUUUAAUUAAGAGAUCAUCUAACUAUUAGUAGUUACGUUUA
Molecule: messenger RNA, 1145 nt
Organism: Nelumbo nucifera (sacred lotus)
Lineage: Eukaryota; Viridiplantae; Streptophyta; Magnoliopsida; Proteales; Nelumbonaceae
Source: RefSeq, a predicted model, not a curated record